Linum tenue is the source of this 237-nucleotide messenger RNA. The record is from the annotation of a GenBank genome assembly. Lineage: Eukaryota; Viridiplantae; Streptophyta; Magnoliopsida; Malpighiales; Linaceae.
UGGGCCCCGGAGCAGUUGGCGAAGCUGCGCCAGACUGGGACAGUGGCGGAGUAUCGAGCUGAGUUCUUCAAACUGGGUAACCAGUGCAAGGGCGUACCGGAGGAGACAUUGGUGGGUCUGUGCAUGGCGGGACUCCGCCCAGAGAUUGCAGCGGCUGUUCGGGUAUUUGAGCCCGAUUCACUUCGAGCUGUUUUCCGUCUUGCAGGUAAUAAGGAGGAGGAACUGGCUAACUGGCGG